AUGACAUCGGUGCUGUGGCGUAGUUGCAGUAAGAAAUUUAAAAGAAGAAUGCGUAGAUAUGCUCGUGGCUUUUAUGAAAAUAACAAUAAGACAAGACCCAUUUUAAUGACAAAGGCUCCCGCUGUCAUCGAGAAUGACCCAAAUCAUUGGAAAAAUAACACACAACAUGGGAGUUUAUCAGUUCUUAACGUUAACGUCGUCGAUUAUGAACAAAGAUUUCCCUUGGUGGAUCCGUAUAAACAUACCCCCAUAUCCACAGUUGACAAGUUUGACCAGCAAGGCCAAAAUGUGGCGCCCACCUUUCAACAUGAGAACUAUCCCAUGAUGAACAAUGACGCUAAUUACAACCACCAAAUUUUCCCAAUAACUAUGGAACAUUUUGAGGACCAAAGCAUACUCCCACUUACACAUAGCGCUAAACGGCAAGAACGAGAUAUAUCAUUCACUUCUCAACAUGGGAAUUGGUGUGAAUUUCCUAAUACCUACCGUGUAGGUCAUAACAUGCCGUUCACCCUUCGACAUGAUAUAGUAUAUCCUUUGAAUGCAUGUGAGUAUCGACAGGAACAUAAUACUCAAUUCAUCCCACAACUUGAAAAUUCUAGCAUUGAAGUUGAUUCCGAAUAUUUCGGGGAUGGUCAUCUAGCAUUCCCUGCUAACUGGCAUUAG
Messenger RNA from Acaulospora morrowiae, 666 nucleotides. Lineage: Eukaryota; Fungi; Glomeromycota; Glomeromycetes; Diversisporales; Acaulosporaceae. The record is from the annotation of a GenBank genome assembly.